This is a messenger RNA of Durusdinium trenchii, 591 nucleotides long. The record is from the annotation of a GenBank genome assembly. Lineage: Eukaryota; Dinophyceae; Suessiales; Symbiodiniaceae.
AUGUACUACUCCGUCAGCUAUCUCUUGGACUGCGUCGAUGGCUAUGCGGCCCGAGCACUGAACCAGGAGUCCAGGCUCGGCUACUAUUUAGAUAUGGUCAUCGAUCGAGUGUCCAGCUGCUUAUGUCUUCAUUUUGCCGCGCGAUCUGUGCUAGAUGGGAAUACAUGUUUCACCGGGACCACCGCAGAGAUCGUGGCCUUCGUGUUGCGGGCCCUCAUCCUUCUGGUGGAGCUCAUCGCGCACAGUUCGGUGAUGUUCCUCUCAGAAGUGUUGGGGGUGCAUCAGAAGCAGAUGGGAUAUGACUACGCCAUCGUGCGGAAGUAUCUCAGUGAUAAGAAAUACCUCUUCUGGUCUUGCCUCAGCUUCGAGCUCUUUGGCCUUAGCCUCAUCGUCGACAGCGGGCCCAUUGCUGUGCUGGUGAUGCUGCUGAGCUUGCCGGGCUUCGUCUUCCGCGCGGCGGCCAACAUUUGUCGGCUGAUCGCCAUUGUCACCAAGAAGGAGCUCACGAAGUGGACCAGCCGCUCGGUCGCUUUUCACGGACGGUUUGGAAAGACAGGGCCUCAACCAGCAGACGAGCACUGGAGUGUAUGA